Molecule: messenger RNA, 1498 nt
Organism: Salvia hispanica
Lineage: Eukaryota; Viridiplantae; Streptophyta; Magnoliopsida; Lamiales; Lamiaceae
Product: magnesium transporter MRS2-I-like
Biological process (GO): magnesium ion transport
Molecular function (GO): magnesium ion transmembrane transporter activity
Source: RefSeq, a predicted model, not a curated record
GUGGAGCAUGAAGUGUAGAAAGCAAUUAGUACUAUAAUAACACAAAUCCAAAGCAAGAAACAAUUGGCAUGGUGAGUAGACAACCAUGCAAUUGCAAACCGCAGCAAGCAAACGUGCACAGUAGAUAGAUCAAGAUGGCCCCUCCACUUUCACAAUCAAUUCAUCAAACCCCACACACAAUAAUACUACUACUAUCAAGAUUUGAUUGAGCUUUUCCACCGCUCAUGUCGUGAGUUUGUUUUUGGCUCAAAUGAAACAAAAAAAAGAUAAUUGUUGAUUGUUGAUGAUGGAGCAGAGUAGUGAUGAAUUGGGUGCGGCAAUUGAGAUGUCGUUCAAGAAGAAAGCUGCGGUUCCGAGGAAUUGGAUGGUGGUGGACAGCUGUGGGGAAGGGAUGAUUGUCGAUUGGGAUAAGUUUGAUAUCAUGAGACGCCUCUCCAUUAAUGGCAGAGACCUUAGGAUUCUUGAUCCUCUCCUCUCUUACCCUUCUGCUAUUCUUGUCAGAGAUACCGCCAUUGUCCUCAAUUUGGAGCAUAUCAAGGCGAUUAUAACCACAGAUGAGGUGUUGUUGAGGGAUCCUCUUGAUGAGAAUGUGGCCCCAAUUGUUGAGGAGCUGCAGAGGCGACUGCCUCUUGGCAUUGGUCGCGGUGAAGGAGAAGAAGAGGAGCUGCUAGAAGCGCGCAGUGCUGGUGAACUAGACUCUAAUGAACUAGUAACAGAUUUCCCAUUUGAAUUUCGAGCGCUAGAAGUAGCAUUGGAAGCCGUGUGCAGCUCCCUCGAUGCACAAACUAGAGAACUCGAGAUUUCUGCUUAUCCUGCAUUGGAUGAGCUCACGGCUAAGACAAACAGCACAAACUUGGACCGUGUGCGCAAGAUGAAGAGUUCUAUGACAAGAUUGACAAGUCGGGUUCAAAAAGUGAGGGAUGAACUAGAGCAACUACUGGAUGACGACGAUGACAUGGCUGAUCUGUAUCUCUCAAGGAAGAUGGCUAUGUCAGCUUCCGUCUCCACUGAAUCUCUAAAAACAGAAUCAAGAUUUUAUAGCAGCAGUAGCAAGGGAAGUGCAGUAACCACUACUCAAGAAGAGAAUAAUGUUGAUGAACUUGAGAUGCUACUUGAGGCUUAUUUUAUGCAAAUUGAGAGCACUAUGAACAAGCUGACUACGUUGAGGGAGUAUAUUGAUGAUACAGAAGAUUACAUUAAUAUUCAGUUGGAUAAUCAUCGGAAUCAGCUAAUUCAGCUGGAGCUGUUUCUGAGUUCAGGCACAGUGUGUUUGGCUGUGUAUUCUUUAGCAGCAGCUAUUUUUGGAAUGAAUAUUCGAUAUCCAUGGAGGGAAAACCAUGGCUUCCUAUUCAAAUGGGUUGUGAUGGUUACUCUAGUUGUUUGUGGAUUCCUUUUUCUGUGGAUGAUCUCUUAUGCUCGACAUAAGGGUCUUGUUGGUUCUUGAUAGUACAACAUUUUGUUACAUUAACCUUGAUAAAGAAAGAGUAUUUUUUUAGUA